AUGUCUUCUCUUUUAACCUCUGAUGUACAGAUCUUUCUGGCCACUGCUGGAGAUUAUGAAGGGGUCAUGGCAAUCUCAGAAGGGAUCUACACUGGAGUGGAUUACUUGCCAUACCGAUACCACAUAUGGCUGAAGGACCCUCAGAGGAGGAUGUUCGUUGCCAAAUCAGAGGGCAAAGUGGUGGGAUUUGACUCCUUCUUAUUGGUUGAUGGUGGUGUUACAGCUGUCGUGCAGGGACUUCGUGUUGCCGAUUGGAUGAGAGGUUGUGGAGUGGCUGGAGUACUUCAAAGGUUUUGCUUUAAAACCUUACGUUCAGACCAUCCCAAUGUCACCAGAAUUCGUCUGACUAUGGUACAAAACCCACCUGCCACCAUGUUGAAUACGUACCACAUUAUUCUCUCCAAGGCUGUUAUUUCUGUAUUCAUUUCUGCUGGGGAGUUGGAGGAGACAAUCAAGAUUUUGGAAUCUCGAGUAUCCGCUACAUGUGAUAAUUGCAUUCCUCCUGUCUUCCUUGAAUAUUCGGAGGUGCACAAUUUGUUUCCUGGACGUCUUAAAGAAGAGGAUCUUCUUCCUGGAGGCUUCCUGAUGCAAGCCUGGCUGCCAAUUACCACCAAUAAAGCCAAUCUUGAUUUAAUGCAGCGCUGGAAGGUCCAGUGGUUCUGCUCAUACCCAUGUGAUGAAUUAGGUGAUGUCACUGGCUCCUCCGAAUUGCAUGAUGUCAAAGUUAGCUUUAAUGUCAAUAAUGGUAUCAAACAAACAAAUGAAACUAUAAGUAAACAUGACAUCACUGCUUCUACUUUUCCUGCAUCAUCCAAAAGUUUUUUAGGGUUUCUUAGCCUUGGAUCCCCUAUGUUUCCAGUGCCCUUAGGGGAAGGGAAGCACCGCCUGGAUAUAGACUUAUUUGGAACUGACCUGUCUUUUGCCAAAAUACAUGUACUAUACCAGUUAAAGGAGGCUGUGAAGAAAUUGUCCACUGGGGGAAGCAUUAUCUGCUUUGUGUACAUAGAGGAGAGUCUACAUGCUGGGCUCAACAACUUUUUUGAAGGGUUCACUCCAUUCCCACUCUGGAGUAAGCAACUGGUCCUAGAAAUGGACCUCACAGCUGUUAGGAUCUCCUGAUUCUAUCCUUGUUGAAGUAAUAGAUUAUGCAGGCUGUGGCAUGCUAGUAUCUGCCCUAGGACAAUGACACACUUAUACCUUAUAAACCAUGCAUGCUGCUUCUCUUUAUAAAUGAUCAUUUUUCAUUGGAAGAAAG
Messenger RNA from Pelobates fuscus (common spadefoot toad), 1255 nucleotides. Its product is annotated as histidine N-acetyltransferase-like. The record is from RefSeq and is a predicted model, not a curated record. The transcript is spliced from 3 exons. Lineage: Eukaryota; Metazoa; Chordata; Amphibia; Anura; Pelobatidae. Gene Ontology annotation, molecular function: acyltransferase activity, transferring groups other than amino-acyl groups. Bases 1 to 1119 code for a protein of 372 amino acids.